UAGCUAAUACCAACUGCAACCAACACAGUGAAGUCAUUGCCGCUAUUCUUCCAUCCCCUCAUAGCUUAGAAAGCCCGACCUUCGAUAAUGGCCCUGGUACCUUACAAUAAGGCUGUCAACCCAACAAGCAGAGGAGCCGGUCAUAAUCGCCCUCCUCUGCUUAAACAAGGGCGUGACGGACAUCGUCAAUUUUCGACAACAGCAGAUGACAGUGCAUUGGUCAACCAAAUUAUGCUUACCGAUAAGUCUCAUGACCAUCCCUACGAAGUGCCUCCUCUUGCAGUCACGCAAAUUCUUCAAACCAUUGAGGCCAUUCUUUCGCGCGUCACCAAACCUGACAUUCAUGAUGGCAUUCUAGUCCCGGGAGCAUUAGCGCCGGCAGCUACACACGCGGAGCAUGAGAAGGCUCUCCAUGCUAACCUGAGUACCCUCCACGACAGCGUUGAUGUUCCACACAGCGUGUUCAAUGCAAUUCACUCCGCGUUAAUGUGCACAUUUGCGCAAGGGGAAGAUGCAAACAAGACAACAAUGGACAUACUAGACAUUGUGCAACACUACGAUUGGGAUGAAAAGGCGGUGCUUGCCUUGGGAGCAUUUGCGAUCAAAGAUGGCGAGUUUUGGCUCGUGUCUCAGCAAUACACCACCAACCCACUCGCCAGAGCGGUUGGACAGCUUAAGCAACUGCAAGAGAUCUUGGAACGUGCAGGGACUAUUUUGAAACCGAAGUUCGAUGCAUACAACAAUCUGGUUGGGGCCAUUUUCAAAGUGACCAAGACCAUUGUUCGCUUACAGGAGAUUCACAACGAUCCCCAUUUGAGCCCCGAAAUCAAAGCUACAGCUGCCACUGCUCAGAUCCCCACAGCUGUUUACUGGACAAUUCGGGCUAUUGUAGUUGCCGCAUCACAACUUGUGGGAAUCACAAGCUCCGAGCCAGAGUACAUGACAGAGGCGUGGGAACUAUCAUCACUGGCCCAUAAGCUCGAAAACAUAUUCAAACACCUUGAAGAGAUCCUCGACGGAUUAUAUCAACUCAUCCAGAAGAACAAAGAAGAGGAAGCUUUCAACGCAAUUGCGCGCAUCUUGGAAACACCGCACAUGGAUAACUCGAAGCCUCUGAGGGUUUUGUUUUACAAGGAUGAUCAGCCUGCACUAUAUGAUGGCUACAACAAGAAGAGGGUUGACAUUGAUGUGCUAAAGAGGAAAGUAGUGAUUCUGUUCAUCACAGACCUAAACGUUGUCCACGAAAAUGAGAACACAAUUGUCCAACAAAUGUACUUGGAAAAGGGACACAACCCUACAAGGCCGGAGAGCCAAUACGAGGUUGUGUGGGUUCCAAUUACGGAUGAAUGGACUGAAGUCAAGUACCAGCAAUUCGAGAGUCUAAGAAAUAGCAUGCAAUGGUACACCGUGUUCCACCCUUCUGUAGUGUCUCCGAUUGUGGUCAGGUACAUCAGGGACCCGAGGAAGUGGAAUUUUGCCAAGAAGCCUCUGCUUGUUGUGAUGGAUCCUCAAGGCAAAAUUGUGCACCAGAAUGCUGUUCACAUGAUGUGCAUUUGGGGGAGCAUUGCCUUCCCCUUCACUAGCCAGAGAGAGAGAUUGCUUUGGGAAGAAGAAACCUGGAGGAUCGAGCUUUUGGCUGAUGCCAUCCAUCCAAACUUAACUACUUGGAUUACGGAGGGGAAGUACAUUUGCUUGUAUGGCGGAGAAGACAUCGAGUGGAUCCGAAAGUUCACAAAGGCUGCGAGAAACGUGGCUAGUGACGCCGGCAUUCAGUUGGAAAUGCUAUAUGUGGGGCGGAGCAAGGCUAAGGAGAACGUAAUGAAUAACAUCAUAAAAAUCAUCCAAGCUGAGAAGCUAAGCCACACCCUUGACUGGAACCUCAUUUGGUUCUUCUGGAUUCGUCUCGAGAGCAUGUGGCAAUCCAAAGGACAACUUCUAAGUGAGCAAGGCAAAACCCAAUCCCGAACUGAUCCUUUGAAAAGCGAUCCUAUGAUGCAGGGGAUCAUAUCGCUGCUGAGCUUUGGCUCGAGCGACCGCGGAUGGGCAGUGAUCAGCCUAGGCUCCGCUGCCAUGUCCAAGGCAAAUGGAGAGCACAUGUUGAAAAGCUUGAGCGAGUUUAACGACUGGAAAAAUAGGUCAUCUGAAGUAGGGUUCACGCCGGCCCUGAAUGAACACCUAGAAGGGGUGCACAGACAAGCUCCACACCACUGCACCAGUCUUAUUUUGCCCGCAACCGGAAUCAUGCCCGAGACGGUGGCGUGCGCUGAGUGCGGCCGUGUCAUGGAGAGGUUCUCCAUGUUCCGCUGCUGCCUCGAUUGAGCUUGAGCUCAAAAGGCACCAGUUUGAUUUCUACAUACAUUCGUUUACAUAUUUAUAUGCUGCUGCUACCUUGGUACCGGUACCAUCCAUGGUUAUCAGGGGGCCUUAUUUGUGUGAAUGUAGUGCGUGUUGCUGUACAAUAUUUGUAUCUUCCACUUCCAACUUUUAUCUUCGGUUAUCACACUCCCGUUUUAUUUUCGGUUAAAUCAAAUGAACAGAGCGAUUACCAAAAAAAUACAAACUUAGGGGCUUCAGUGUGUGUAACAUUCAGAUCAUUGGCACUAAGGUCUCACCGAAAUCCGCUAAGAUAUUAAAAAAUUUCAUCAUAAGCCCAAUUUGGAGGAAAAA
Messenger RNA from Malus domestica (apple), 2667 nucleotides. RefSeq names its product protein SIEVE ELEMENT OCCLUSION A-like. Lineage: Eukaryota; Viridiplantae; Streptophyta; Magnoliopsida; Rosales; Rosaceae. Gene Ontology annotation, biological process: phloem development. The record is from RefSeq and is a predicted model, not a curated record.